CUGGAUGUUCUGUCCGGGAUGUGUGACAGGAGGGGAAAUCCGAGCCAGUGGAGGGGGGGGCUGUUAUGGGAAUCCGGCCCUUCUUAGGAGAAAAGGCUUCCUGAGAUCAGCUGUGAGCCAGGAAGUGAGGGGAAGGCCAGCGGUUGAGACAAAACCACAGAAGAACCUCCUGAAGAGAGACGGGGUCGGUAACCAGCCCAGACUCGGAAGGCAAAAUCUUUGCUACUGGAUUCGGAGCUGCACAAGCACUGAAGGAAGAUGCAGCGGAUAAUACUGACAAUCUCAUUUGUCCUGUCACCCGGUUUCCCUUCCCAAGAGGACAUUGUUUGGUUCAACGGAUCAAAAGGAGUUCCACUAGACCAGCAGUACGCCAGCCUUGGGGCGCCUGAAGUCCUCUUGCAUUGCCCCGUCCCUGAAGGCAAUUCCACGGUGGGAUGGAAAAUGAGCAGCACGUUCCGUGGGAUUUUGAAGGCAGUGAGGAGAGAUGGCAGCCUUGUUUUGCAGAACGCCAGCCUGGCUCAGAAUGGGGAAUACAGUUGCCAUGAUCUCGCCACUGGGCGGGUGCUGCGGAGAAUUCAUCUGAAGCUGGGCUACCCACCUGAUAAGCCUUUAGUAUGGUGCUGGUCCACCACCUACCCAGCCAUCAAUUGCUCCUGGAGGUUGGAGACAAAGACACACCUGCCUACUUUUUUUUCCUCCACGUACAGGCUUGGCAUGGGAGGUGAAGUAAAGGAGUGUGUCCAAGCUACCACAGUGGCCAACAGCUGCUCUAUUGACAAUGUCCAGAUGUUCUCUAUCAAUCCCUAUGUGCUGAAUGUAACAGCGGUGAACCCCCUGGGGGCAGCAACGACCCACUACUACUUCUUCCAGAAUGAGAUCCUCAAGCCUGACCCUCCAGAAGACUUGACCGUCUCCCAGAUCCCGGGCCAGAGGAAGAAGAUACUUUUGGGGUGGAAGCCCCCCAGCUCCUGGAAAUUCCCAGAAUACUUCCCCCUCAAAUACUUGAUCCGUUACUCAGGGGAUGGAACCAACACCAUCAAAACGGUGAGAGAGAGCCCCAUAUAUGAGUCAGGGCUCUGUAGCUUUAGGACAAAAUUGCUGCGCUUCCUUUAUUUGACCGUUGUGCUUCUUCUUGCAGCCCUUCCUUUAAUGCUUUGGUGCACAGGCUGCUGGCUUAUUGGAGAUAAUAGAAAUAGUAGUGCUAGUAGUGCUAGUAGUAGUGUAGCAAAUGGUCAGGCCAGUCAAAUGACCAGCAAGAAAGCUUUAAUUGUUUGCCGGCAGCAAGCAAUGGCACCGAGGAAUAAGUUCCGAAGUCCGGCCCUCCCAACAGGGGAGGCUUCCCUUUAG
Podarcis muralis (Common wall lizard) is the source of this 1347-nucleotide messenger RNA. The record is from RefSeq and is a predicted model, not a curated record. NCBI's taxonomy places the organism in Eukaryota, Metazoa, Chordata, Lepidosauria, Squamata, Lacertidae.